Messenger RNA from Phytophthora sojae, 1632 nucleotides. RefSeq lists its product as hypothetical. Gene Ontology annotation, cellular component: nucleus. Lineage: Eukaryota; Oomycota; Peronosporomycetes; Peronosporales; Peronosporaceae. Gene Ontology annotation, molecular function: oxidoreductase activity, acting on peroxide as acceptor; L-leucine binding. The record is from RefSeq and is a predicted model, not a curated record. The coding region runs from base 1 to 1632 and encodes 543 amino acids. The transcript is spliced from 3 exons. Gene Ontology annotation, biological process: cellular response to leucine starvation; cellular response to L-leucine; negative regulation of TORC1 signaling.
AUGGAGGAGCCGCUGAGCUUCGCCGAGGCCGCGCGGCGCGUGGGCGUCAAGCGCGACGUCUUCUUCCGCCGCGUGCUCGUGUCGGACGCCGACGUGCAGCAGCAGAUGCUGGCGCGCAUCACGGACGAGCUGCGCGAGCUGCUGGCGCGCGAGGACCCGACGCUCGUCACGGACUUCCACCCGACGGCGCUGCGCCUGAUGCUGGACGCGCCCUUUCCGGCCAUCCGCGAGGCGCUCGCGCAGGUCGUGGACGUCGUGGAGCAGAAAUUCCCGGAGGCCGCGGAGCUGCGCGAGCGCCAGACGCGCGUGUCGUACUUUUUCGCGAACGGCGACGCGCCCGAGGACGCCGAGGCCGAGACCGUCCCGCGCACCUUCCUGCGCACGGGCCGCGUGACGCACCUCAUGCAGAUCCUGGCGUGGCACCCGAGCUACCUGGAACUCUUCGACCGCAGCCUGGCCUCCACCAUGACGCGCGACGGCACGCUGCCGCUGCAGUGGCGCAGCUACAUCGCCGUCAUGGGCGCCAGCGAGCUGCGGUGUCACUACCUCGCCGACCUGCAGCAGUACAACUUCGUGCUCUUCCGGCUGCACGAGCUCAGCUCGCUGCUCGCGCACCGCCCGUGGCUGCUGACGGCCGACCAUGUGGCGGAGCUGCUGCGCUCGGACCAGGACGACUCGUGGUCCGUCUCGGAGCUCGUGCACGCCAUCAUUGUUCUGUGUCAGGCCCACUCCAUGUCCAGCAUCGCGCUGGGCGUCGGCUGCGCCGAAGAGGUGGAUCUCGCCGUGUUUGGGCAGUUUGGCUUCGCGCUGGACGCCGAGUCGGCGAGCGCGGACGUCGACAACCAGGAGGGAGCCGACGCCAGCAGCUGCAGCAGCGUGGACCUGUCGACCAUCGACCGCGACGACGAGAUGCUGCUGAAGCAGCUUAAGAAGAACAGCGGACUGGACAGCGACACUGCGGACGAAGAGGAGGAAGACAACAAUGAACAGGACGAGCCGGAAGACGGAGAGGACGACGAGGACGCGGAAUACGACGCUGACGACGGAUUCGAGGUGGUCGUCGAUGAAGCAGAUUACGGAAUUAACGCCACCACUGCUAGCCGACGGAAAGACACGCUGUGGCGGUUCUGCGGUGGCAGUGUCAUCCGCUAUGCCGACUUCGAUGUCCGCUCCGAGGAGUACGAGGUGCUGCACACGGAGGACUUUAGCUGGGACGAGCACUGCUUCUCGCUUGUGAAGCGGUAUUUCCCCGGCGAGGCAGGACAGAUCUUGGAGGACUUGUUCAACCUGACGAGCAAGCUGACGUACGACUACUUUGGCGCGCAGAAAGAGGAGUGUGUGGACACCAGCCCGUACCGCGAUGCCGUGUGGUACUACGUGCACCGCAUCUUCGGUAUUUGCCACGACGACUACGACUACCGGCAGGUCAACACGUACCUGAACCGACCGACCAAGAUUUUCCUGAAGAAGGUGGCGUGCACGCCCUGGAAGGUGCGUCAGGAAGACUUCGAGCACUUCGACCGCACGCUCAGCCCGUCCGAGAAGUGCCACGUCAUUCUUCUGGUCGCCGAGGCGCGCAAGCAGGCCGGACUCAUGUACGGCCUGCGCGCCGUUAUGAAUCACAUGCGCUGA